UUUAUCCAUUUUCAAACUGUGGAGGAAGGCAAAGGAAGAGCGGUGGAAGGAGAGAGGUGGGGCAAGUGGGUGUGUGUUCACAUGAGGCACUCUUCCUCUUCUUGUGUGGGUGCAUACAGCUGCUGUGGUUCGCAGACACAGAAGAGAAAAGUUGGGCAAAGUCUAAGUGCUUUCCAUCUGCCAACACACACACAGCAACUCCCUUUCACAUAGGAAGAUUCCAUUUUGAUUCCAUCGCUUUCAUACUCAUUCACUCUCUUUUACGUACACACACACACGCUGGUCGUCCUGGUUGAGGGGGAACUGGACCGCUGGAGGCUUCGUACUCACCUUUACCUUCAGUCACUCUGCCAGCCAUCCGGACAAGGCUUUCCCAGGAUGUGGACUCUUCUCUUGGGGGUUACCUUAGGACAUCUGGCCUCCUGUAGGUCAGAGCAACUUCAAGUCAAUUCUCGCAGCUGCAGCUAUGCCGGAGUGUUCCUUGUUGAGGGUGAAGCUCGGCACUCUCUGACUUUUGAUCAGGCUCAAAAGGUGUGCGAGCAGCUCCAGACUACAAUGGCAAGUCCAGAACAAGUCCAACAGGCCUUUGAAAAAAACAUGGAAACCUGCAGGAACGGCUGGAUCAGCAACAUGAGCUUCGCCAUCCUCAGACACACACCCCAUGAGAACUGUGCUGUGAAUAUGACUGGUUUGAUCAUUUAUCCUCGCGACGACCUAAAUGAAACUUUCGAUGCUUACUGCUAUGAUGAAACAGCUGGGCCUGAGAAAAACUGCACUAAGGCAUUUGACAGAAGUGAACAAGCAAUUAGUUCUACAGAAACUGGGCUGCUGGUGUCCACCCCAGCAGAAUCAGGACGUUCUGUUGGGGUAACUGUUAAGACACCACAUCCUGUGUCAGAGGAAGCCACAGAACAGUCCACAGUGGAAAAUAGUUCACUUGGAUGGGGUGAAAUUGACAGUGUUACUGCUGGAAACUUUGAUCAGCCCACUGGAUCUGGGAUCCAGACUCCCCUCUCUGUAGAGGAAACACUGUCGACUUUCAGCCCUGUCGGUGGAACCUCUGUCCCUUACCCACUUCCAGAUGACAAGCAGGAAGAUGUGAAAUUGCAGCCAGAAAAUGAGGAUCCUACUGAAGCGUCAACACAACAACCCCCACAUGGCAAGAAAAGGAUGAAUAAUGUUGUGCCACAUCCGGAUCAACAAGAGGGCAGUGAUGCAACAAACUGGAUUGUCAUCAUCGGGGUGCUUAUAGCGGUCGCCGCAAUCCUCUUUGUGUGUGUGGCUGUUGCUAAAAGAAAGAGCUGGUGCGGCAAGAAACAAACCCUGAUGAUCACCUCCAAAGAGAAUGAGGGGAACGGGGCAGCGGGAGCUGUCGCCUCCAGCUCACAGGCCCAGGAGAGGGAGCAGGAAAUGGUAACCCUCAUGAACAAGGAGAAGAUCCAGGAGAACGGCAACACGGAGGAGUUCACCGUCAUCAAGCUGGAGGAGACGCCUGAUAAAGAGGCUUGAGGGAGUGGGCGGAGUCGAUGAAAGGGAGGAGGUGGGCUGGUUGGGACGAAGGCGUUCGAAACUGCUUUGGUGGUCAGCACUGGAUGGACAAUGACUGGGUGUUAGUGCAUAGAGGUGUGCGUGUGAGUGUGUGUACGUUAUAGGUGGCAGUGUACUGCAGCAAGGAUGCUGUUUUUUUCCCAAUCCUCACGUGCAGCAUAUUGUUUGUCCAGUGCACCAUAUUAGUGAGGAGGGGGAUGCCAAGCAUGCAUAAAUGGGUGUGAGUGUAGUGUGCCAGUUUGUGUGCAUAUGUUGUGUGUUCAUAACAAAGAGGAUGGGCAGGGGAAAAAGCUAGGGAGGUGGGUUGGAAUGUUUUGAUCAAUGAUGACAUUUAUUAAAAAAAAAAAUUAGAAACAAGCAUAAAAACGCACAUCAGCCGAAACGGAGAAUUGCCCAAACAAUGACGACGAAUUUAAAAAAUCCUGUGUCGUAUAAAAUAUGAGCAAACAAUCGGUGACAUCAUUACAUUGUUGUGGUUUAGUUGUUCAUUUAGUUUUCCUCUGAACUAGUUAGUUUUUCAGUUUUUCAAGACAGCUGGAGACACCAGUUUUUGGAUUUGUACCACUUUUGUUGGUCUGUAUAUAUAACUUUUGAAAAUGUUUUUUUUAACAAUUUAGCUUGAAAUGUCCUUGCUAAAGUAGCUUUGCAUUCCUGUUGAAUAAAAACAAUGUGUCAAUUUCA
Molecule: messenger RNA, 2229 nt
Organism: Syngnathus acus (greater pipefish)
Lineage: Eukaryota; Metazoa; Chordata; Actinopteri; Syngnathiformes; Syngnathidae
Gene: cd44b
Product: CD44 molecule (Indian blood group) b
Exons: 9
Coding region: 379-1509 (376 amino acids)
Biological process (GO): inflammatory response; positive regulation of ERK1 and ERK2 cascade; cell adhesion
Cellular component (GO): macrophage migration inhibitory factor receptor complex; basolateral plasma membrane; plasma membrane
Molecular function (GO): hyaluronic acid binding; cytokine receptor activity
Source: RefSeq, a predicted model, not a curated record